Molecule: messenger RNA, 942 nt
Organism: Castor canadensis (American beaver)
Lineage: Eukaryota; Metazoa; Chordata; Mammalia; Rodentia; Castoridae
Source: RefSeq, a predicted model, not a curated record
AUGGGCCUGGAGGCCCUUCUUAUUCAGAAAAUUGAAAAGCUAAGACAGAAGCUGCUACUGCUGAUAAUUUUGAGAUCUUCAGGGAAAGAGGAGGCCCUGACCUUUGAGGAUGUUUCUGUGAACUUCACCCCAGAAGAAUGGGCCUGUUUGGAUCCUUCCCAAAAGAAGCUUUACAAAGAAGUGAUGCUAGAAACCUGUAGCAACCUGUCCUACUUAGCCACAUACCUUCGAAUUCAUGAAAGAACUCACACUGGAGAGAAACCCUAUGAAUGUAAGAAAUGUGGGAAAUUCUUCAGUCAUGCUUGUUACCUUCGUUAUCAUGAAAGAAGUCACACUGGAGAGAAACCCUAUGGAUGUAAACAUUGUGGGAAAGCUUUCUCUCAAGCCACAUACCUUCGAAUUCAUGAACGAACUCACAGUGGAGAAAAACCAUAUGGAUGUAAGCAGUGUGGGAAAGGUUUUGCUCAAGCCAGUUACCUUCGAAUGCAUGAAAGAACUCACAGUGGAGAAACUCACACUAGAGAGAAAACCUAUGGAUGUAACGAAUGUGGGAAAUUCUUCACUCAUGUGUAUUACAUUAGAUAUUAUGAAAGAACUCGUCAUGGAGAAAAACCCUAUGGAUGUAAGCAAUAUGGGAAAGCCUUUAAUCAAGCCAUUCACCUCCAAAUACAUGAAAGAACUCAUGCUGGAGAGAAACCCUAUGGAUGUAAACAGUGUGGGAAAGCCUUUAAUUGAGAUAGUCACCUUCAAAGACAUAGAAGAACUCACACUGGAGAGAAACCCUAUGGAUGUAAGCAAUGUGGGAAGCCUACACUUCUUCGAGAUUCAGGGCACCAAAGAGUGAGUGGUAUCAAAAGUACAACCCAUUCACACAUUGACAAGAUGACUGUGGCCCUCUUUGCCCAACUGCAGAGAAUGGCCAUGAUGUCACCUUUUUCUAAG